GAUCGCAGCGCGCGAUUCGCCCGCUACGAGUGCCCGAGUGGAUGCGUACAGCGUAAAAUGGCGAAGUGCAGUUGUUAUUUACUUGCGCCGAACGCAGCGAAAGCGAAGUGAGAGCGGAGAGGAGCGAGUCGAAGUGCUGAAUCGCGUCGUUCACACGGGUGUUCGUUUACGGCGUGUCUGUGAGACGACGUGUGCGAACUAUCGUUGUACCACACAAAUACUAGCAGAUUCUUCUACAGACAUGAUCUUGAUGGAUUGGCCUAAUUCAAUGUAUUAGCAACAAUCCAAUCUUGAUAUUUGUUAAUUGAGGAAAGAUCGCAUUUGCCAGCCUCUAAGUUUUGAAUAAUAUGGCACAAUAUAAUUUUAACGUUGUGACCAAUGCCAGUGGUACUUUCACGAUAGAAGAAGUAUCAAGAAUCUGUACUGCAGAUGGGCAACGAAUUCAGUUAGUUUAUGGGGACGUUAAUAAUAGCAGUAACGGUUCACAACAGCUUGUGACUUAUACUACUGCACCGCAAAACAGGCAGGCAAUAUUCUCCCCGCAAACUAUUAAUUUAGGGAAUCAAAUAUCUGCAGCGCGAUUGGAACAAGGGCAAAAUGUUUUUAUAAUCAAAACGAAUGAAAUAUCUGGAUCCCAGGAAAUAUUGAAACCAACUACCGUGAAUGCACAUAUUGUUAAUGAAAAUAGUAUGAGCAUUGCGAGUAAUACAAGUAUUAAGGCAGAGUGUAAAAAUGAAGGGCAACAAAUGCAGCUAAUGAAAAUACAAAACGCUAAUACUACUGUAAUAAAGCAAAAUACGUUAUUACAAGAAAAGAAGCAGUCUGCCAUUUUAACUAGAAGUAAUAUACAAAAUAAUAUCACGUCACCACCUGUUUAUGUAAAUUCUGGAUCAUUUAAUCCAAAUCAGACGGAAAAAAAAUUACCUAAAUCUUACCAGACUAAAAGUCGACAGUUGGCAAACAGCAUAGUAGGCAUAGUAUCUCAAACUCCAGAUGGAAUAAACGUGGUAACUACGGUGGAAAACCGGAUUCAAAAUUCUAACACAACAGGUCCCAAAUCUACGCUAUCUGUUUGCAAGACUAUCAAUUCGCCAAGACAGAAUGUGAUUGUGAGACCUGUUAUUCGUAAUCCGAAUAUGUCGCAUGUGCGACCUGUAGCAAUAGUUUCUCCUGAAAUCUCGAAAACACUAACGAAAGUGCAACCUCCGGAUAUGGAACAUUUAAAUGAGCAAAUCAAGCAAGCCAAAUUUAAACAAUUACAGAAACAGCAUAUCGAGAAACAAAGGUUUCAACAAAAUAACACACAACAACAACAACACUCUAACACUUUGCAACAUGGUCAAUCCCCGUUGAACAAUCCUACACGUCGUUUUAUAAAUUCUGUGCAACAAAGAACGCAGUCGAUUUCAGUUUCUCCUCAAGAAACACAGAAACCAUCUAUGGCAACGUCAGUCCCUUCAUCAGCUGAACAUAAUACACAUGUUACUAGUAUUGAGAUGGAAGUCGAUUCUCCAGAAUGUGUUGAGGCGAAAGAGCAAACGCAACAAUCUUCGCCACGAUUGGAACCCGAGAACAGCUCAAGUGAAAGCUUCGCUUACCUCCAAAAAACUAUUAACGAUCCAACAAAUGCCAUAGUUCAGCAUCAAAUUCAAGGAAAUACGGCAAAAAUGUUAGUGAUGUUAACCACGGGCGAACAGAGACUAAUUACGUUCGACAUACCGAACGAGGACUGCACGGUACACGACCUAUUGGAUCAGGUGAAUAUUUCAUUCCCUGGUGAAACACAAGUCUCUUUGGUGGAUGAUCCCGCAUUGGGGAUAAACUACAUAGUGGAGGCUGGUGUGAUGCAUACGUCAUCCUUGGAUGGUAGUGAUGGUGACUGUAAUUCUACUCAGGAAAUUGUGAGCACUAUUGCGAACGCUGAAAAGUUAUCCCAAAAUAUCAAUACAUCGGAUGAAAAUAGUAACACCUCUCCACAAACUCCUGAGGAACCUAUUUUGGUCAAAGGAAUGCUUGCUCUCUGUCCACACUGCGGCUACAGUUCAUUACACUUCAACCGAUGUGAACGAUGUAAUACAAAAUUAAAAAUUGAGGAAGUCAAGUCUGUACCCAUAGCAGAAAGGAAGGAGACUGGGAUGUCUGUCGAUAUGUUCUAUAAGAAGAACAACAGCGAACGAAAUGUUGUAAAAUUGGAGAAAAUAGAACGAGACGGUCCUACAUGCAAGCGGCCCAGAGGAAAGGGUAAGAGUGCAGCUUCAAAACCAAAGCCUAUUCACAAAGAACCAGAAUGUUUGACAAUAUCGUCUGACGAAGAGGAAGAAGGCAAAACUAAAAAAAUUGGAAGCACUAAUAGCAAUGCAGUAGUAGGUAAUGCAACUGACUCUUUUACUGAAGAUGUGAAUACAAUUUUGGAUAAAGAACCAAUAAUUACGAACGCUAGUCCAUGUGACGAGUUUACGAUGGAUAAUGAAGAAAAUAGUAAAGGAAUAUGUGAAAAUCACAAAUUUUUAGAUAUUGGGCAACUACCACAAACUGCUCUAGAGUGUCGGACGGUCAGAAUAGGUUCUUAUAAAUAUAUUCCUCGGGAAAAAGUAGUGAUUUCCCAUACUGGUGUAAGAUUUAGCGUACCUUUGUUAGAAGAUGAUACAAGUUUUGUUACUUUGGAUGUCAAAUAUAGAGAUAUAAUUAAGCUUUUAAUUCAUUUUGGAAAGACAAUGCCAGUACUAUUCUUUUAUACAUCUAUAAGUACAGGAACUAUGAUACGUGAAUUAUUAGGAAUGCAAGAUCCAAAGGGGCCAUAUUACGACCCUGCUGGAAAAGAUCACACGCAUAAACGUAUUACGUUAUUACCAGAUAAGUUACCGGAUGAUUCAAAGGCAAUACUAACAAGUUUAUUCUCACGGGGAGAUAAAAUAGGCGAAUUGAAUCCUAAGGAAGCAAACGAUAUACUUAUACGAGCAUCACCAAGGGAUUGUCUACAAUCGGUUAUUACUACACGGAAGAUGAGUCAAAACUCAGCAAACACCACCGGUAUCAAUGAUGACAUUCAAACAAUAACUGUAUAUCCGCCACCUCCUGCAAAAGGAGGAAUAGCCAUUAACACUGAAGAUUAUAUGUGUCUCGCAGAAGAUCAGUUUUUGAACGAUGUGAUUAUAGACUUUUAUUUGAAGUAUUUGACGUUAGAGGUAUUAUCAGAAUCUGAUCAACAUAGAACUCACGUGUUCAGUUCGUAUUUUUACAAACGUUUAACUAGCCCACAUGCUCAAGCUGCUGAAAGCGCCGUGCCAAUGACACCAGCCGCCAAGCGGCAUGCGAGAGUACAGAAGUGGACGAAGAAUGUCAAUAUAUUUGAGAAAGAUUUUAUUAUAAUUCCUAUAAACGAACACGCACAUUGGUUCUUGGCUAUUAUUUGCUUUCCUGGAUUAGUCGGAAAAGUCUCCACCUGUGCUACGAAACCCAACGACGCUCAUAAGACUGUGCAAAAGAGCAAAAAAAUAAAAGAGUUAAAAACAAAAACUGUCACAAUUGGGUCUACAACAAUCACUCCUGUAACAACGACCAUAACGAUAGACCAACUAGAUGAUGGAUCUGAGAGAGACGAAGCAGAAGGCGACGAUGAUGAGAUGGAAGUCGACAGCGACGAAGACGACGAGACUGAGCAACCGGAAGAAAAUAAAACCCAGAUCAACAUUAAAGUUGAAGUUAAGGAAGAACCAACGGAAAUUGUCAAGCUUCCCUGCAUAUUGAUAUUCGAUUCACUUGCUGGCGCUAGUAGAGCACGGGUAGUUGCUACGUUAAGAGAUUAUUUAAGUUGUGAACAUGUUGCCAAACUUGGUGUAGAAAAGACAUUCUCGAAAGAUACUAUUAAGGGAGCAUGUCCGAAAGUACCCCAGCAAUCAAAUUUUACUGAUUGCGGAUUGUAUGUAUUGCAGUAUGUGGAACAUUUUUUCAAGGAUCCUAUUAAAGAUUAUACUUUGCCAAUUAAAACCUUGAAAACCUGGUUCGAGGAAAUUGUCGUAACGAGAAAAAGAGAGGAGUUAUCGAAUUUGCUAAUUAAAUUGAUGAAUAACACCAAAGGGGAUAAAACUAUUAACUUGCCUACUGUAAUUUUCCCCACGCAAGAUGGCAAGCUGAAACCGAAGGUCGAAAAUCAGACAGACGCAAAGACUGCGAAGUCGGAACCUGAAAGUAAAAGAAAGUCUACAAGUGAAGCAGAAACACGAAUUGUCUCGUUUGUGACAGAAAAUACUGAGUCACCUAACGAAUUUGUUGGUAAAACUUAUCAGAUCAUUCCUUAUUCUCUGACUUCUAAUUCGAGUAAUGAGAGUAAUCCAACGGAAGUGUUGACGGAACAGAAAAAUACAAGGAUAAUGCCUGGAUCAAUAGACUUGAUAGUGUCUACAGCGUACAUCGGAGUCACGAUUUGGAUAGCGUAUUGGCUGAGGCUCUAUACGCUAUUUUAUCUUGAUUCUUAUCCUCUCACGAGAACUUUGGUCCUCGAAUUCAUAGCUACGGCAGAACUUUGCGGGGCAUGUUUUGAGCUCAUUAUAAUUGCGGACAAUUGGGGAGUGUGGAUGUAUGCGCUUUAUUUGUUUCUAUUAACAAUCUGGUGGUCGAUAAACUGGGAUGAAGCUUCGGCGUGCCCUUAUACACACAUGGAGGAUGUAGUAAUACAUAAGAAACCCCUGACCGUCGCGUUUCUGUUGAUAUGCGCGGAAUUGGCUGGCGGUCUCAUUAUAUUCAAGUACAUCCAAAUAUUGUGGGCGUUCCAAUUCGCUUCUACGCACAAGAACAGGGCAUACGGCGAUUGCACUACAGAUCUGCAGGUGUCCGCUAUAACUGGAGCGCUUGUGGAAUGCGUUGCAACAUGCAUGUGUAGGGUGGUAUCCCGCGUGCUAGGUGACUUGAACCCGAGGUUCAGCACGAUCAUCGAUGCCUUCGUGGGGACUUUUUUGGUGGUUGCAGCUUUCAAUUACACCGGUGGUUACUUCAAUCCCGCACUGGCGACUUCUUUAAAAUACGGCUGUCUGGGAACCUCAUCUCUGGAGCACGUGAUAGUUUACUGGAUUGGAGCGUGUAUCGGGUCUAUCGCUUCCUUACGUGUGUACCGUAUGCCGUUUGUACAAAAUUUCGUUCAACUACAGGAAAGUACAGAUGCUGUGUAUUCUUAGAUAAAAUUCAGUAGAAUUUCAAGAGAAUUUAAAUGUUUGUGAUUUUAAUCGUCAAUAUUUAACUACUUCUUAAUACGUACAAAAAAAGUCUAACAACGUACAAAAUUUCGUGCCAAACGAUAGUUUUAUACAUUCCGAUUGUCGUAUAAAUAAUUAUAGAGCUGUGUGCAGUUCUAAUUACACUUCGGAGAUAAAAUAUGGUCUAAAAUUGUUGAGCUAUGUUAAUAAAUAUUUUAAAAAUAUAAUAAUCGAUAUUAAAAAUUA
This is a messenger RNA of Temnothorax curvispinosus, 5435 nucleotides long. RefSeq lists its product as uncharacterized. NCBI's taxonomy places the organism in Eukaryota, Metazoa, Arthropoda, Insecta, Hymenoptera, Formicidae. The coding region runs from base 348 to 5171 and encodes 1607 amino acids. Gene Ontology annotation, cellular component: nucleus; cytoplasm. Gene Ontology annotation, biological process: protein desumoylation. The transcript is spliced from 23 exons. The record is from RefSeq and is a predicted model, not a curated record. Gene Ontology annotation, molecular function: SUMO-specific endopeptidase activity.